AUGAAGAAGAUGAUUGCUAGGUUUGUUUGGGUGGGAACUCACUUGGAGUGCUCUCUACCUCCAAAUCAGCAUGCUUACACUCCAGGGAGAUCAUGCAACUCAGCCUGCAUCAAUUGGUAUGCAGGAUUGAGAAGAAUGACGCCAAAAGGAGCUGAAGAACAAUUAGAUCUUCUUGGAUUCACCCGCUACAUUGUCCGUACGUACAUGCGAACAUGCACAAGCCAUCGAUCCUCUGCAGGACGGCCAAGCCAGACAGUAUCCAGUAGGGUGUUGCCUGAAAUCCGAUUCAGUGGAAAAGAUCAUCAUUUAGAAACAGUUCAAAAGCAAAUUCGCUGCGGCACUGUGUUCCAAAGCAACAAGGAAACGGUGCAAGACUUGUCAAGUGUCCCACAGGGGUCCAAGCUUGGCCCUAUUCUUUUCAACUUGUUUGUCAACGACAUCAUCAGCCACCUAUCAUCGGAAUAUCUCCUCUUCGCAGAUGACCUCAAGAUAUUCAAAGAAAUCUACUCUCGUGAUGACUGUCUCAAUCUUCAACGUGAUCUGAACCUAAUUGCUGAGUGGUGCGAUGAUAAUAAGAUGGUCAUUAACUCAACCAAAUGUCUUACAAUCACCUUCUGUCGUCUGAAGAAUCCUGUUGCUUUCAAUUACACUGUAUCCGGCGACAUCAAGCGAGUGACCUCGAUAAACGACCUUGGAAAAUCAAGAUUUUUUGGCUUGGAAAUCAAGACGAUCGUGAUGUAUGGCCAUCUCGUUGUCUCCUGUGCUCCUGGGUUUGCAGUUAUGAUUGAUCCGGACGAUGACAGUGGUUGA
Homalodisca vitripennis (glassy-winged sharpshooter) is the source of this 810-nucleotide messenger RNA. RefSeq lists its product as uncharacterized. Bases 1 to 810 code for a protein of 269 amino acids. NCBI's taxonomy places the organism in Eukaryota, Metazoa, Arthropoda, Insecta, Hemiptera, Cicadellidae. The transcript has 4 exons. The record is from RefSeq and is a predicted model, not a curated record.